UCCAGGUCAAACUGCUGUUGAAACAUGGCGAAGCACUGGGGUGUCACCUCUUUUGUGCCACUAGCACUGCUAGCAUGCUUAGCUGGGACAGAGGUAGAAGCUCAGGACAAAAGGCUGUCCAGUCCUUCCAUAAACCCCAUUCAAGCUGACUACAACAUCCACGGCAUAUACCCCGUCAUCUACCCCGACAUCUACCCCGGCUUCUACCCGACCACCUACGACCGCAGAACAUACGGCCACGGCGGUGGUGGUGGCACCGGUGGUGACGGCGGCAGCGAACCUGGCGGCCGAGGCGGCCGUGGCGGCCGUGGCGGCCGUGGCAGCCGUGGUGGCACUCAUGCUCCCGGCCGCGGUGGAAUCGGCGGCCACGGCGGCCGUCAUUCUGAUCAGGAGCAGCAGAACAUUUUUCCAAACAAUCCUCCUGCCCAGAGUUGUGACGUGCCAAAAAACACGAGAAUCACAUGUGGACUUCCUGAUAUCUCUACUCAACACUGCCAAGAGAUAGACUGCUGCUCUGAUGGACGGCACUGCUUUUAUGGAAAGGCAGUGACCGUUCAGUGCACCAAGGAUGGCCAGUUCAUUGUCGUAGUGGCGAGAGAUGCCACUCUGCCCAACAUUGACCUCGAGUCAAUCUCACUCAUGAGCAAAGCUCCAGGCUGUACACAUGUUGACUCUAAUUCAGACUUUGCCAUCUAUAACUUUGGUGUUACCGCAUGUGGCACCGUUGUUUCGGAGGAGCCUGGUGUUAUAAUCUAUGAGAACAGAAUGUUCUCCUCAUAUGAAGUGGAAACCGGGAGUUUAGGAGUUAUUACCAGAGACAGUCAAUAUGAUUUGAUCUUCCAAUGUCGGUACAUCGGCACCACUGUUCAAACUGUGGUUGUAGAAGUAUCACCGUUACUAGAUCCUCCUAUAUCAGUUGCUGCUGUGGGACCCAUCAGAGUAGAACUGAGGUUGGGUAAUGGACAGUGCAUUUCAAAGGGUUGUAUUGAAGAGGAAGUGGCCUAUGCUUCGUACUACACUGAUGCUGACUAUCCUGUCAGUAAAGUACUGAGGGACCCUGUGUACGUGGAGGUUCGACUCCUUGAGAAGACAGAUCCCAACCUUGUCCUGACUCUUGGUCGCUGUUGGGCAACCACAAACCCCAACCCUCACACUCUGCCCCAGUGGGACAUUCUGACAGACGGGUGUCCAAGCAGGAACGAUAAAUACUUGUCUUCACUGGUUCCAGUCGGUUCCUCCUCUGGUCUGCUCUUCCCCAGUCACUACAGACGUUUCCUUUUCAAAAUGUUUACCUUUGUUGACCAAACAUCAUCAAAGUCGACCAAAUCUCAACCCUUGAGGGAACAGGUGUACAUUCACUGCAGUACAGCAGUGUGCACUCCUGUAAUGGGAUACUCCUGUGAACCAAUGUGCUACAGAAAAAAGAGAGAUGUCAUGGAUGUGGCCCAGACAAGUUCUCAGCCAAAGGUCGUGGUUUCUGUAGGACCAGUGGACAUGGGUGCGUCUUGGCAGUAAACAGCAGUGUCAAACUCAAAUAUUUGGCCGAGAUCAUGAAGUAAAAGGUUUGCAUAUUACAGACUGUAUAUUGUAAUGAUUGCAAAAAGAUUACAACGUGUGCUACAGGAAGAAUGAAAUUGAUCCCCGAAAGUAUUGUAGACAUAUUUGUAUUAAAAUAUAUUGGCUUUGA
Messenger RNA from Pseudoliparis swirei, 1687 nucleotides. RefSeq names its product zona pellucida sperm-binding protein 4-like. Gene Ontology annotation, cellular component: egg coat. The transcript is spliced from 8 exons. The coding region runs from base 25 to 1515 and encodes 496 amino acids. Gene Ontology annotation, molecular function: acrosin binding; structural constituent of egg coat. Gene Ontology annotation, biological process: binding of sperm to zona pellucida; prevention of polyspermy. Lineage: Eukaryota; Metazoa; Chordata; Actinopteri; Perciformes; Liparidae. The record is from RefSeq and is a predicted model, not a curated record.